UUUUCAAAAAACCAGUCCCUUUCCCGCCUUCCAUUUGAAAAAAGUAUGUACUGCACCACCGCAGCUCCACCGCCGCAGCCGGUACCGGAGACUUGCAGUCAGGGCCACCGCUCCGUCCUCAUUCUCCCAACAGAGGAGGGCGGCUCGAUCUGCCUUUUCUGCCUUUCCGAACUUCUCUCUAACCCCAAAUCCCCCACCAUUCACGUCUCCUACGCUCUCUCCCAGCUCUCUCAAGCCCUUGAUCAGCCUCAUUUUUUUCGCUCUCUUCUCACAUUCCACUCUCACUUCCUCGUUUCCCCUCUCCUCGCUGUCUUGUCCAGCUUUGACGACGAGCCGAUUGCCAAACAGUCCAUUGAUUUGAUCCAGAUAUUAUGCGAUGCUUCGAGAACUAAUUCUAACGGAAAUCAGGAUUUGCGUAAGGACUUCGUGGCUAGGGUUUCGGAUUGUCUUUCCAGCGGCUCGUUGGCUUGGAGUCGUCGCCAGCUGUACAUGGUUCAUUGCUUCGGUGUUCUCUUGGAUAAUCUGGAUUUUAAUCUGUAUAUAUGCAUUAGAAACAAAGACACCCUCAUUCUCAACCUUUUAACAGGGCUUCAGUUGUCAAAUGAUAAUAUCCAGGGGGAGAUUAUGUUUGCUUUAUACAGAUUUUCCCUCCUCCAUUACUCACAUAUUGAUGGUUGUGGCACUGAUGUUUUGCUUGCCUACAGUCCCAAGAUUUUGCAAAUGUCACUUAAUAUUCUUAUGAAAAGCCAAAGUGAUGAUGUUCGGCUUAACUGUCUGGCAUUCUUGAUGGUGUUGGUUCAGCGAGGGUUCUUUCAAAGUGCAUGCACAAAUACAUUGGAGAGCAAUAGCACAUAUUUCUUUGAAGCUGAUAGCUUAAUGCAAAUAACGGAGGAUGCGGACAAUGGCCCAUCUCUGGAAAUCUUGUUUGCUGAGGCAGUCAAAGGGUCCCUGCUUUCUUCUGAUAGUCAAGUCCAAAUUGCAGCAUUGGAUUUGAUCUAUAGAUAUCUUUCAUCCGAAAAUGUGUCACUCAAGGAAUGUCAAGCUCUCAUCGAAGAAAAUAUCGCAGAUUAUGCAUUUGAAGUACUUAGAUUAUCAGGUUGCAAGGAUUCCAUUGUCACCUCGUCAAUUCAGGUUAUUUAUUUAUUAUCGAAUGCCGAGGAAGCCUUCAGACAUCGACUGGCGAUUGGAUUCUCUGCACUAGUUCCUGUUCUGCGUUAUGUAGCUGAAAUUCCUUUUCAUCCUGUGCAGUGCCAAUUACAGAAUCUCAUGUUAAAGUGUGUGCUAAACUGUCCUGGAGUAGUAUCAACCUGCAAUGUUGAGGAAAUAAGUAGUAUCUUGGCAGGGAUGUUUAAGAAACAUACAGCUGGUGAGAUUGGCAUUCUUUCAGAGACAUUCACUUUGUCAUGCUCCAUAUUUGUCACCAUUAUGAAAUGUUCAUCUUCUCGUGGGAGUUUAAGCUUUGCAGCCUCAAUUAAAGAUGCAUUAAGAUCUGCUGUUUCAAUUUGUUUUGGAGACAACCAUGUAAACACAGAUCAAAUAUUGCAUUUUCUUUACCUAAUCAAGGAAGCAUAUGCCUUUGGCCAGCAAGAGGAAUUCCUAGUUUUAUCAGAAAUGAAACUGCAAAAUUUUAUAAUUGACAUAUGCAAACUGAAAAUUUUACCUUGGUUUAUGGGGGUGAUCAAUGUCAUGCAAGAAGAAGCUAUUGCCUUGGGAGUCAUAGAAACAUUUCACUCAAUACUUCUUGAUCCUAAUGUUGGUGCCAAGGAUUUUGCGGAGAGUCUAGUUUUGUCCUCAUGGUUCAGUGGAUUGUUCGGAUGCUUGGGUUUAUUUCCCAUGGAAAAAAUGAAGCAGAUUGUGUAUGUGAUCUUCAGUUCAAUUGUAGAUGUACUCAUAGGAAAUGAUUCAGGGCAAUCUAUUAGGGAUGCUGCUCUCCAUUUGCCAUCUGAUCCUACAGAUUUGCUAUUCCUUCUUGGUCAGAAGAGCUCCCAUAACCCUGAGUUGUUUUGUUGCCAAUCUGCAGUGCUGCUGGUAUUAUAUGUCAGCUCACUCUAUAAUGAUAGGUUGGCUGAUGAAAGGUUGAUACUAUCUUCCCUGGAGCAAUUUAUUUUACUCAACAGUAGUGAUAUCUUCUGCGGAGUCCCUGCCUCAGUAACGGUAGAAUUGUUAGUAAAUCUAUACGGAUUUUACAGGGGUUUCUCUAAAAUGCGCUACCAAAUGCCUUACAGUCCAGAAGCUGAGAGAAUCCUUUUUCAGUUAUUGGAAGAAAAGGAAUGGGACUCACUGUCUACGAAGAUUCAUUUGACAUCACUGAUGUGGUUAUUUCAGCAAGAAAAACUCUGCAAGUCCUUAUGUGAUCAGAUACUGAAGUUCUGCACACGGAACAGCUCUAUUGGUAAAAACAUGGUUCUUGAUAAGGAAACUAAAGAAACAGUGGAUCUUCGUGUCUUUGCUGAGUUGAUAACAUCCGGAGACAAUUAUGUUGCAAUAAUUUUUGUUUGCUUACUGGGAGAUCUUGUCGAAAAUUCUUGCCAAGAUUAUGACAUCAUUGCAGUUCUAGAGGCAUGUAAAGAGAUGAUCGAAAUUGCUCCAGCUGCUUCAGAUCACUUUUGCAUGCAUGGAAUAGAAGGGGUGCUACAGAAAAUUUAUUGUUAUUCGUCUUGCUCUUCCCCUGAAAUAUUCAUAUGUACGCAUCAACUUGUUUUUAUCAUUUUAAAAUCAGUACAGUCUGAAUCACUGCCCAGUGAUGAUGAUUGGAUAGGAAUCACUGUAAAGUUGAUAAACUGCCUGAUCACGGUCGUGGAAGAAGAUGGAUGGACUGAAGAAGUUAUCACUAUCAUUGGAAUUCUUUGUCUGAUUUUGCACCACUCGACAAAGCAGGCACUAACUGAGGCUUCAAAGACCAUAGUUCUGAAUGUUCCUUUGAUCUCAAUUAUUAAUUCCACAAUCUUUGAAGCUUGUUCCAAGGGGCACGCAUUGUUUGAUCAUGAUGAGGGAACAAAGACAGGGGAAGCUCUCAUAUUCGUGCUCCUACUACUCUUUUUCUCCCUGAAAAGUGCACGAGCUACUCUUCCAGGUAUCGUGGAUUUGCAAAUAUUGCUUGCUGAAGGUAUUACAGCCGAGCCACUAUCCUAUCUCAGCAUCCAUUGCCCUGAUUUAUGCAAGAUGAUGCAUUUUGGGUCUGCUCAAGUAAAAAUGAUUGCUUCAUUUUGUCUUUUGGAAAUGUUCAUGGGACUCGAAGACAAUGUAACUGGAAAACCAGCUGUUUUAAACUUCAGAGAAGGCUACCUAUCGUCAAUAUCAGCAAUCUUAGAAGGUCUAAUAUUUUUUGAUGACAUCAAAGUUGCAUUGAACUGUUCCCAAUGUUUGUCAACUCUCAUGACAUGGGAAGUUCACAAAAUAGAAUCACUGUUGCCAGAAAAAUAUGGAUGGUGCAGAUUGAUAGUAGAGGAGCUGGUGAUGUCUCUGUCUGCUCCAACUCUGACAAAAUCGUUGAUGAUUCAUCACAAGCCCGCUUCUAACAUUGCCGUUGCUUUGCUAAAACACAGCAAGGGAUCUCCUUGGAUGACUGGAGUGUUUGAUGAUUCUUCCAUUAGAAGCAUCAUUCAAAAUUUAAGCGCGAGCAAUCUAACCAUUGAACUAGUGACUUUGUUCCGGGAGCUUCUGUGUUCUGGCCUUCUGAACUCCUCUCAUGUUGCUGAUCUGACUCGAGUUUUCCAGGCAUUUAGAAAUCAUGCAUACAUUGAUGAAAUCCAAGAUGGCGGCGUCACAGAAAAUCAGUUGGAGAUCAAUGUAGGCGGCAGCCAAGAUCGUGUGGGCAGAGCUCGUACCUUGCUUACCGGGCUCUUGUCUUCUAUGUCAUAUCCUGACUGUGAGAGGUCACAAAGUAGAAAGAAGCAGUUGCUUGAAGAAAUAGAUUUGUUUAGCAGAUGUUUAAUGGAAAAGGAGGGUCAGUGAUGCAUAUGUAUUGUUCUUAAGACAUUGAAUAGUAAUAUAAUCAUAAAUAUUAGUAGUAGUUGAAACUGAAA
Salvia splendens (bonfire salvia) is the source of this 4025-nucleotide messenger RNA. It is a transcript of the gene PRD1, whose product is annotated as putative recombination initiation defect 1. Bases 46 to 3954 code for a protein of 1302 amino acids. The record is from RefSeq and is a predicted model, not a curated record. NCBI's taxonomy places the organism in Eukaryota, Viridiplantae, Streptophyta, Magnoliopsida, Lamiales, Lamiaceae. The transcript is spliced from 9 exons. Gene Ontology annotation, biological process: meiotic DNA double-strand break formation.